GUAGAAUUGUCAACAGCUUAAGUUGUUCUGAAGUUGAGAUGUCCUGUGGGACCUUUAAUGUGAACGGGUGUCUGGAAAGUAGGGCUUCAUCUCAAUCUAAUCAUUCAGUAAUUGAAAUUCCAAAUCCUCCCACACAAUCACUUCCGUUGGUUGCCAAAUACAAUCCAAGUACACGACUCUCACUGAAGAAAAGCAAAAGGGGUUUCCGGGCUUUAUUUACUUCAAGGAAAAGCAGACAGGAUAAAGGAACCUCAUGUGGAACUAAAGUAAACAGAGGUGAUUCUAAAUUCUUCAAUGGAAGAAUAACUUUAAGGCCGAGUAAAAGCAUAUCAAAAAGUUCAAAGAUUUUAACUCAUGCUGGUGAUUCAUUAGCACAGUAUUUUACAGAUAGUGACCCACCCUCUGACUCCUCACAUGAGUGCAGCAGCACCCUCUGUGAGGAUGUUGCUUCCCUGAAGAGUUUUGACUCUCUCACGGGCUGUGGAGAGAUCUUUGCUGAUGAGGAAAACACUGACCAACUGGAGACAGUACAUCACAGUAAUGGUGUGACUGAAAGGUGUGAAGAUAAACAGACUCCUUCGGGUGGUUCUUUCCAAGGUGGAGGAGAACAGCUUGCAUCACCAGCCCAGACUGAUAGCCUGGACAUAAAUGGGCUCUGGAAAAAUGUUGACAGCUCUGUGGUAUCAUGCAAAGUAACUCAACAGAGCACUGAAAGCAAACAAGAUACCAAACCAUACUCUUCGGCACUGGAAAGCGAAACCCAAGAGUUGUUUCUUUCUCCUUUAGAGUUUCAAAACAUCACAGAGAAGGAAGACAUUGAGGAGUCGGAGAAGAACUUAGAUGCUUCCAAUGAUCUGGGAACACCACAGAGUGAUCAUCAGGAAUCAACCUCAAACAGUGACGAGGGAUAUUAUGAUUCAUUUACUCCAGGACAAGAUGAGGAGGAAAGCAAGGACUCACAUAAAUCAAGUGUAAGCAGCCAAUUUCCUAGAGAUAGUUAUAGUGGAGAUGCUCUUUAUGAACUCUUCUAUGACCCAACUGAGCCUGGGAUGAGUCCUCUGUUAGAUGAAGUGUCCGGAAUGCCAAAUGAAGUAGCUCCAUCCACUGAAACUCCUUUGUCCAUGCAUAGCUUUUAUGUAGGUGCUGAGGAGAACAUGGCUCCAUCUCCUACUAUGGAUGUGAUCAAUCAGGAAAUCUUUCAGGGGAGUUGGAAAGGAAAAGAGUGUUUAUUAAAACUGUGCAACACUGAACUUUCUUUGGCAAUGGACCUGGUAAACUGUCUUAGACAGAAGUCAGAAACAAAUGAAUUUGGUGUUAAUCUUCAAACUAUUGAAAACCAUGGUCAGUCAAAAACUGAUCUAGUCAGUCUAAGAAAUAUGUCUGCUGGUCAAUCUGGCUACUGUGAUGAGACGGAAGGGGAUCAUGAAGAUGAUGGAGGUACUGACAAUUUAGAAAAGGCCAUAUCAGCAGAACAGAUUGAUGAAACUGAAAAUAAUAUGGAAGCUAAUAAUCAAAAUUCAGCUUCUAUAUGUGAGAAAUUAUACCCAUCAACAGUAAUUAAUGGAGAUGGCUGGUCAUCUAAAUCAACUCCUGGGUAUGACAUUCCUGAGCUCUUAGUGAGUAAUCUGAAUUCCAAAAAUGCUUUUCUUCCAAUUUCUGCAUCAGAAGAACAUGCUUUAAGAAGUAAACCUCACAGAGAACUAAACAGCACAACAAAAGGGACUGCAAAAAAACUGGAAACAAUGAUUGUGAUGGAAAUUAACAAAGCUAUCCUUUGUCCCAAGUGUAGACAAUCUCUGGAAUCUAACUAUGCUGAUGUGGUUUUGUGCUCCAGUUGUUUUGCCAUGGUAGGGCACUGUAAAGCAUCAGAUGUAUCAGGCAGAGUUAGGAAAAAUGUAAAUUAUUCAGCACCAAGUAUGGACCAGAGGAAUGACUCCAAGAGCACACCACUACAAGAGACCGAUAAUUACGUGUCUCAGCUCCUGGAGAAUUGUGUGCAUCGCAUCGCAUCCUUGAAGAUGAGCAGCAGAACUAAUGAGCAGUUCAGCAAUGCAGUUGCCACAGGUGACCCAUUUCAAGGUGACUUUCAGAAUAAAGAGGACAAAUGCAUUGGAACAACUGCUGCAAGACCCACUGAAAACCAUCUACUGAAUUAUGACAGAACAACUUGGCAAAUGAAUGAAGUUCUGACUGAAUAUACGCAGCGCAUCAGUGAGAAGAAUAUAGAAAUGUCUUCAUCUCGAAGCUCUGGAUGUACUACAGUGGAAUCGCCCUACAGAAAUGCUACAAAGCAUUCCAAUUUUGGUGCUCAUAGAUCUAGGUCACUUAACAGAAAAAACAAACAAAAGUCAGUGUCAAAACAACCAAGCAGAUGUCACAGUGCAACCUUUUUAGAGGCUUUUAAUGUCACAAAUCGCUCUGGCGAAUUGCAUUAUGAAAUCAACACUCCUGCAUCAAGUAAAGGUGCUUGUGCCAAGAGGAACAGUCGUCGAACAAGUUUAAGUGAAAAUGCAUAUACACCGUCUCGACCUUGCUGUCUGCCUCUCUCAAAAUCAGUCUGCUCAGACCUGCAAAACUCUUACCUUACAGCCGAAAAUUUCAAAGGUUGCAAAAUGUCUUUGUCCCAUCAAGGGACCCUGAGUUUAGCCCUGUCUCCCAGCUCACCUUCUGUUGCAUCAGUUUCCAGGGACAACAUUUUUGUAUUGCAAGCCACAUGCAGCUACAUUGCACCUCAAGAAGGUUUCAAUUGCAAAGAACGCAAGAAAGACUUCAUGAAAAGCAAAAAGUCGAUCAACUAGUGGGGCUCAUCACACUGCUAAGAAAUCAACAGAAGGGGCUCAUUCUCAUCAAUGACCAUCAGGAAAGAAAGACAAGAAGACAGCAAAAACUCUUUUAUGCUGUAUCAUAAAGCCUAAUCACUAGCCUCCUAACCUGCACAAAUCCUCUAAGUGUUGUUGAUGUGAUCAGACAAAAUGCUUCAUGAAAGUCACAUAGCUAGAAUGAUUUCCAUACCAUCUGGCUUUAGUAGCAACGAACAACUGCUAUUAUUAACCGUAUGAAUCAACUCUAAGGACUUUGACAGUGCUUUGAUUCCUGGCACUGAACAAUGGCAAUGAACAAAAUUGAUAUUGAAAGUUAACUUGUGCUACAGUGUUGGGAUGCUAAUGGGACUCCGAUUCUGAUUGUAUUUUAGAAGGUAUUGUUUAUACCACAUGGAGAUCUCGUUGUUACUGCAGUUAUGUACAUUUAGUAUUCCCGUUACAAUCUAAAGAACCAAAAUAUGUGUUCCCAAUGUCUGGGAUUAAGUGUUGUGUUUGGUUUCAGAAGUGCAACAGCCAUUGGUUUAAUCCCAUUCAUUGGGCGUAUUUAUAAAAAGAUUCCAAUGGCACCUCCCGCUUGAUGUUGGAUGAUUUUUGGUUUGUCACAGUGUUGGCUAAAUCUCAUUGUAUUGUGUAUCUCGAAAAUAAACUUGUGUUAAGUGACACGUGAAGCCAAAACUCUGUGCUCUUAAUUAAAUUUUAAACUAGGGAAGAAAGGCAAAAUCAUAAGCAUUAGUGAGGGAUUCCAUGGAACCUCAAGCUACCUAAUUAGUUUUAAGGAACUGUGGAACAAUACUAAAAAUCAGAUUGCCUUGAUGCCUCUGUAAAACAGUAAAGGAAAGCAAAAAAGAAGCAAUUUUACUAAAAUCGGGGUUAAAAAUGACGACUUUUUGAUUUGGGUCAAAAAGAAAGGUUUAAGUUUGAGCUUUGUUUUCUUUCGAAAUAUUCCAAGUGGUAAUGUUUUGUAUUUCAC
Molecule: messenger RNA, 3792 nt
Organism: Callorhinchus milii (elephant shark)
Lineage: Eukaryota; Metazoa; Chordata; Chondrichthyes; Chimaeriformes; Callorhinchidae
Gene: amer3
Product: APC membrane recruitment protein 3
Exons: 2
Coding region: 39-2798 (919 amino acids)
Biological process (GO): regulation of canonical Wnt signaling pathway
Cellular component (GO): plasma membrane
Molecular function (GO): beta-catenin binding; phosphatidylinositol-4,5-bisphosphate binding
Source: RefSeq, a predicted model, not a curated record